Molecule: messenger RNA, 2498 nt
Organism: Trifolium pratense (red clover)
Lineage: Eukaryota; Viridiplantae; Streptophyta; Magnoliopsida; Fabales; Fabaceae
Product: protein PSK SIMULATOR 1-like
Exons: 12
Coding region: 183-2006 (607 amino acids)
Biological process (GO): positive regulation of growth
Source: RefSeq, a predicted model, not a curated record
ACAAGUGACGUGGCAGUAGUCUUCAUUUCUAGCACUAUUAUUGUCUUCUUCUUCUUCAAGUUCUCUUUAGAAACAUUUUUCAACCUCUACACUCACCAUAGUAGCAGUAGUACACAACUAAACAAACACUCAUCACUUUUUGUUUCAACUAAUGACCGAUAAUUGAAUUGAAUUUGACGAGAAUGGAAACUGCUUCAAAUUCAAAGAUUCAAUUAUUCACAAUUUGGUUUUCUCAACUCUUUGGAGGUCUUUGUUCUAGGUCCUCUCAAGUUGACCGCGUCUUCGCCACCAACUCCGAUGCCGAUUCCGAUGCCAACAACAACACCGCUCAUUUCACCGCACCGCCUCAGGUACACCGUCAAACCAUGGACAGAAAUCCUCCCGGACUCACCUCCGAUGAAGUUUUCUACGACGGAAUUCCACGCUACGCUGCUAAGGUCUCCACAGUUGGUUCGCGCCUGGGACGAGCUGGAUUGGGGAAGGCGGUGGAGGUUUUGGAUAAUCUUGGGAGCAGCAUGGCAAAUUUAAAUGCUGGCAGUGGGUUUGUUUCUGGAGCUGCAAUGAAGGGGAGUGAAAUUUCCAUCUUAGCAUUUGAGGUUGCAAACACGAUUGUUAAAGGUUUUCAUCUACUGCAAUCUCUUUCCACAAAAAGUAUUAGGCAUCUUAAAGAAGAAGUGCUUCUUUCAGAGGCUGUGCAUGAUUUAGUGUCAAAGGAUAAGGAUGAGCUUCUUAGGAUUGUUGCCGUGGACAAGAGGCAGGAGUUGAAAGUUUUUUCUGAUGAGGUGAUUCGUUUUGGAAAUCGUUCAAAGGAUCCACAGUGGCACAACUUAGACCGUUACUUUGAGAAGAUUAGCAAAGAGUCAAGUUCUCAAAGACUCUCAAGAGAUGAGGCAGAAUCAAUAAUGAAACAAUUGAUGACUUCGGUCCAAUUUACAGCUGAUUUGUACCACGAACUUCAUGCAUUGGAUAGAUUUGAACAGGAUAUUGAGCAUAAGGGUGAAGAGGAGGAUCAAAGAGGUGAUAACCUUGCAUUCUUGAGAGCUGAAAUUAAAAGUCAAAAGAAGCAAAUUAAACAUUUAAAGAAAAAAUCACUCUGGUGUAGAAGUUUGGAGGAGGUUAUUGAGAAGCUUGUAGACAUUGUCCAUUUUUUACAUCUGGAGAUAAGCAAUAACUUUGGCAGUGCAGAUGGCCAAAAGCCAAUAAUUGGAGACAUUGGCAACCACCAAAGGUUGGGCCCUGCAGGUCUUGCUUUGCAUUAUGCAAACAUAGUGCUUCAAAUUGAUACCCUUGUAGCCAGGUCUAUUUCUAUGCCUGCGAAUACAAGGGAUACAUUGUAUCAAAACUUGCCUCCUAAUAUAAAAUUAACUUUACGUUCCAAGUUACCAUCCUUUCAUGUUGUAGAAGAGCUCACUGUAGCAGAUAUCAAAGAUGAGAUGGAGAAAACAUUACAUUGGUUGGUUCCAAUUGCCACAAACACAUCCAAAGCACAUCAUGGUUUUGGCUGGGUAGGGGAGUGGGCAAACACAGGCUCUGAGGCGAAUAAGAAAGUUUUCCCGGGUGGUGCAAUGCGGAUUGAAACAUUCCACUAUGCUGAUAAAGAUAAAGUAGAACAUUAUAUUCUUGAACUUCUCUCAUGGCUUCACCGCUUGGCCAUCAAAAGUAAGGCUGGCAAAGUGAAGUCUGCAAUGAAGUCCUCUGUUGGCGUUACCAUUGAAAAGACAAAUAAGCAAUCUACAAACGCCAUUUUAACAAUCGAUGAGCAAAACAUGCUGCAGGAUGCAAGUAAGAAAACAAAAAUAAAAGGAAUCAGUAAAAGUUUGGACUUUGACAGUCUGAAGCCUACAUUGAGGGAGAAGUGCAGACUGACCAAGACCAGCAGUCUUUCAUCUAGUAAAAGCAAGGAAUUAUCUUUUAAUAGGAUUUUGUCAAAGCUUCCUGUGAUUGAUUUUGAUAUCGACAAAGAGCGAGCACUAAACGUGAUUGAUAGACUAGAUGUGGUCAGAUAAUCGCAAGUUUUAUCAAUGGAGAGAAGUAACAACACACAUGAACAUAAGGGUGGAAUUUCUGGGUCGGCUCGUAUCAGACUCUUGCCACAAGUGUUGAAUACCAGUAUUUUUGCAGCAACUAUGGUACACUGGAUUCCAUUAGCUUCAUUAGGGUCUGUUUCGGCCAAGUUCCACGACAUAGUGAUAUCAUCACUGUCCACUUAUAUAGAUCAGAGAAAUUGUUAGGCCAUAGAUGUUCAUGUUUGCAUCAAUGUGACUGCAGUGCCCACUCUGUGUUGGGGCAUGGUGGAAUUGAUGUUCAGUCAUGAGUGUAUAUACUAAAUGAGUUAAUGAGGAUAUAGACUAGUGCCCUUCGUUUUUGCACAGCUUUAAGAAAAGUUCGUUGUGGACCAUAUAUCAAUGGUAAAACAUCCCUUUAUCAAUUUUUUUUUUUGAAAAACAUGACAAUUUUUUCUUUUGGUAAUUUCUGAAGAAUUUUGCAACAAGCACGUC